AUGGCUUCCAUGCAAAUAUCCAUCUAUUAUCUUCUCUCUCUAUUUCACAUCUUCACAAUUCUAAUCAUCCCAACACACUCUCAAACCAUUUCCAGAAUCCCUUUAGGUUCAUCACUUCUAGCUUCACCCAAGGAUGAUUCUUCAUGGAAAUCGCCCUCGGGUGACUUCGCCAUCGGUUUUCGCUAUCUUGAUGAUCAAAACCUCUACUUACUAGCAAUUUGGUUCGACAAAAUACCCGAUAAAACUAUAGUCUGGCAUGCCAACGGAGACAACCUAGCCCAAGAAAGAUCGAAACUAGAGCUCACCACCCACGGAGAGCUCAAGCUGACCGACCCGGAUGGCGGUACCAUUUGGGAGGCCCAGAGUACUAAUGUGUCCUAUGGUUCAAUGCUUGAUUCUGGAAACUUUAUCCUGGCAGAUAACAUUUCCAGUAGUAGAUAUCUAUGGCAGAGUUUUGAUCAUCCUGCAGAUACAAUCUUGCCUACUCAAGAACUCCAGAUUAAUGAGGUUUUGUCUUCAAGAGAUACAAGAAAUAGUUUUUCUCUUGGAAGGUAUCAGUUACGGUUAAUGCUCGAAGGUGAUCUUGUUCUUACAGUUGUAUCUAACCCGCCCGGUGUCUCCUACGAGCCUUAUUAUCGUAGUAAAAUCGCAGAUGAUAACAACACUAUGAACUCAGGAUAUAGAGUAGUUUUCAAUGAAACAGGUAGUUUAUAUGUUGUUAGAAGGAAUGGAGCUUUAUUUAAUCUAACAUCCCAGAAUGUUGAGUCCUGGAACGACUUCUAUUUUCGGGCGACACUAGAUUUCGACGGGCUCUUCACGUUGUAUUCGCACCCAAAGUCUCCACGAGACGGGGUUAACUGGGACGAAGCAUGGCGUAGUGUGUGGUACGAGCCUCAGAACAUAUGUUCGGCCUCCACGGGUGAUUAUGGAAGAGGACCUUGUGGAUUUAAUAGCAUUUGCUCAUUAGAUUCUAAUGGAAGGCCCUCUUGUGUAUGUCUACCGGGGUUUAAGCUUCUGGAUUCGAGUAAUUCGUAUGGGGGAUGUAAGCAAGAGAUUGUUCAAAGCUGUGAUGCAAACAAUUUGGGAAAGCUUAGGGAAAACUACGAGAUGAGGUCACUCAACAAUGCAUUUUGGCCUUCUUCGCAGAACUAUGAGCGGUUUCCUUUGUCUAGUGAAGACGAGUGUAACCGAUCUUGUUUGGGUGAUUGUAACUGCAUUGUUGCGGUGAUCAAAGACGGAAUAUGUUGGAAGAAAAAGUUGCCACUUUCUAAUGGGAGGAAUGAGAGGGAUACAUAUGGAAAGGCUCUCAUAAAGAUACCAAAAAAUAACAACACUUUUUGGGACAAUGGUUUGGAGAAGGUGAAUAAUGAUGAGAAGGAUCAAUCCAAAUUGGUUUUAGUUCUAUCAAUAUUGUUUGGAUCUUCUUUGGUUCUAAAUUUUGUGCUUAUCGCGGCUAGUUCAAUUGCUAUUUUUGUUUCGUACCAAAAGAAUAAGAAACUGAAUACAAGUUCAAGUCUUUUAGAGACUAAUCUUCGCGUUUUCACCUUUGAAGAGCUAAAAGAAGCAACAAAUGGCUUUCGUGAAGAGCUUGGAAGAGGUGCGUUUGGAACUGUUUACAAGGGUGUCAUCACAAACUCAUUUUCGGGUUCAAGAUCAAUAGUAGCCAUCAAGAAGCUAGAGAUAUUAGCUGAAGAAGGUGAUAAGGAGUUCAAAACCGAGGCAAGUGUCAUAGCGAAAACACAUCACAAGAAUUUGGUUAGACUUGUCGGAUUUUGUGAAGAAGGUCCAAAUAGGCUUCUUGUUUACGAGUUUAUGAGCAAUGGGACACUAGCAAGCUUUGUUUUCGGGAUAUCAAAGCCAGAUUGGAACAAGAGGCUACAAAUCGCGAUUGGGAUAGGGAGAGGGAUCGCGUAUUUACACGAAGAAUGUACCACACAAAUCAUCCAUUGUGACAUAAAGCCACAAAACAUACUUCUUGAUGAAUCUUUUACAGCCAGGAUAUCUGAUUUUGGGCUAGCAAAACUUCUAAUGAGUGAUCAAACUCAAACAAAUACAAUGAUCAGAGGGACAAAAGGAUAUGUAGCACCAGAAUGGUUCAGGAGCAAACCCGUGACAGCGAAAGUGGAUGUUUAUAGUUAUGGGGUGUUGUUACUAGAGAUUGUAUGUUGUAGAAAGAACGUCAAGGUCGAGAGUGAGAAGGAAGAAGAGAUCAUUCUAACCGAUUGGGCGUACGAUUGCUACAAAGGACGGAAGUUGGAAAGAUUAAUCGAGAAUGAUGAUGAAGCAAGGACUGACAUGAAGAGGGUGGAGAGAGUGGUGAUGGUGGCAAUGUGGUGCAUUCAGGAGGAUCCAUCUUUAAGGCCAUCAAUGAAGAAGGUGGUUCAAAUGCUUGAAGGAGUUAUUGAAAUCUCAUUGCCACCUUGCCCUUCCCCCUUUAUUUCCAUGUAA
Messenger RNA from Helianthus annuus (common sunflower), 2448 nucleotides. Its product is annotated as G-type lectin S-receptor-like serine/threonine-protein kinase LECRK3. Lineage: Eukaryota; Viridiplantae; Streptophyta; Magnoliopsida; Asterales; Asteraceae. Gene Ontology annotation, biological process: protein phosphorylation. The coding region runs from base 1 to 2448 and encodes 815 amino acids. The record is from RefSeq and is a predicted model, not a curated record. Gene Ontology annotation, molecular function: ATP binding; protein serine/threonine kinase activity. The transcript has a single exon.